Telopea speciosissima is the source of this 667-nucleotide messenger RNA. Its product is annotated as AIG2-like protein D. NCBI's taxonomy places the organism in Eukaryota, Viridiplantae, Streptophyta, Magnoliopsida, Proteales, Proteaceae. The coding region runs from base 50 to 577 and encodes 175 amino acids. The record is from RefSeq and is a predicted model, not a curated record. The transcript has 5 exons.
UCUUCGCUUCCAACAGUGUUGGAGCAUAGAGUUGCAGAAUCAGAAUAGAAUGGGAUCUUCGUCAAUGUCUCAUACUCAUGGCUUUCACAACAUCUUUGUAUACGGAAGUCUGUUGGCCGACGACGUAGUGCGCGCGCUAUUAAAGCGCGUCCCUGAAUCUUCUCCCGCCAUCCUUCACGACUACCAUAGGUUUAGCAUAAAAGAACGUGUUUAUCCUGCAAUUCUACCUGUGGAGAAUACAAAAGUUACAGGAAGGGUGCUCUUUGGUAUCACAGAUCCUGAGUUACAUGUUUUUGAUUCUUUUGAGGAUGUUGAGUAUGAAAGGAGCACUGUUGAUGUCUCUUUGAUAGAAAAUUCUAAGAGAUUACAAGUCUACGCCUAUGUUUGGGGAAACAAAAAUGAUCCAAAUUUGUAUGGGGAAUGGGAUUUUCAGGAAUGGAAGAAAAUGCACUUUAAUGAUUUUCUCAAGAUGACCGUUGGUUUCCUGGAAGAACUAGAGCAACCUGAAUCGAAAACAAGGGUGGAAACGUAUGAAUCCUUCUAUCAGCCGGCUGACGAGAAGCCCAACAUGCCUUGAUGUGGCUCCUCUUAUUAGUAAAUCCUUAAGGAGGUAGCAAGUCAGCAUGAAAGGGGGAGAGCAAGGGGGAUGUUUGCUUUGGACGGAAUG